AUGGCAGAGCAUGCGAGCCCGCAAGAAACGCAUCAGGCCGCGGUCAGGUCGAGUGAAGCUAGCUCGAGCUCUACUGCGAUCCCAAAAGCUGCGAAGGAGACGCAUCCGCCUCGCGCCACGCCUGCAGAGAGAAGGAGAGCGCGGGAAGAGGCGAGGCUCGCAAAGAGGGGUCUCGAUGCGAAUUCGAUCGACCAGCCUGACAGCCAAGUCGACAAUGACAGCGAUCCUGCCGAGUCUCUAGCGGCCAAGGUGGGCGCCAUCUCUCUCGAAGGCGUAGCUGGCGGAUCAGAUGUGCCAGGAACAGAUGGAGGUCCAGUCAUCACGGCCACCAGUCAAGAGUCGCGAUUUCACACGGAAUCAAUUGUGACGGCAUCGAAAGAGAUCGACUUGAAAGACGUCUGCCUGUACGUUGAGCAGCGUCAAUUACUUGUCGAUGCGCAUCUGCGCAUCAAAGCGGGGGUCCAUUACGGUCUGAUUGGUCUGAAUGGACAAGGCAAAAGCACUCUGUUUAAAGCACUGGCGGACAAUCUCAUUCCUGGGCUGCCUUCGAAUGUUCGGAUCUUGCUAGUCUCACAACUCGAAUCUGAGAAUGUUGUGCUCAAGGCGCGACAAGCGAAGAUCGAAGCUGAGGACUCAGCAUUGCCAUCAGUGCUAGAAGUCGUCCUUCGUAGCGAUGCUCGCCGGCUUCAAUUUGAAAGCGAAUCGGAAGACAUCACGGCUGUGCUGGACAAGGGCGACUUGGAUGGCAUCAAGCGGGUACUCUCUGCCAUCGAAUUUAGCAGGGCCUGCGCUGCUCUCGAGGAAGCUCAAAGAAUUGCGAUCAAGCGCAGCGGGGCGAGAGGAGCAGACGCUAGAAAGGCUCUCAUCGCAGCGGAGCGCCUUCACGAGGAGCGCAAGCUCGCGAACGAAAACCACGCAAACCUUGCAACAUCAGCUCGUGAUUGGCUGGCCGAUGCAACAGUCCUCCAAGAUGAGCUUCAUCAAGCCUUGGAAGAGAUGGAAGCAUCUACAGCCCUAUCUCGCGCCAUGUCCAUUUUGCACGGUCUUGGUUUCUCGGAUAGUCAGAUUUCCGGACCUUUCACUGCUCUGUCUGGAGGCUGGAGGUCCAGAGUCUCUUUGGCGUCAGCUUUGCUCAAGUCUACCGACGUGCUACUGUUAGAUGAACCGGUAAACUUUUUGGAUCUCCCGAGUCUUCUCUGGCUAGAAGGCUUCAUCGCGCAAUGCAGCUCGGCUGUCAUUACUGUUGCUCACGAUCGAGAGUUCUUGGACGCUGUAUCCGAUGAGCUCAUUGUGCUACGCAAGGAGAGACUGACAUACUUCGAUGGCAAUCUCACUGAGUACGAAAGAGAAACGAGAAGAGCUUUCAAGUUGGCUUCGAAGCAGCAAGACGUGCUUGACAAAAAGCGGCAAGUGGUGGAGAAGAGCAUCUCGGAGGCAACCCGCAUCGCCCGCAAGACAGGAGACGAGAAGAAGCAGAAGAGCGCAGCCAUCAGGCAGCGCAAGCUUGAUGAGAGGUGGGGCCUGGAAGUGAAUGCGAAGGGACACCGAUUCAAGCUCAAUAGAGAUUUUGGAGGCUAUCAUCUUACUGCACGCGGCGGACCAGAAAUAGACACGCCAGACAAGGAGGUCAUGUGGAAGUUUGAGGAUCCCGAGCCCCUCCGAUUCCCUGGGUCGCUCGCUCAUUUGGAUCACGCGGAUUGUAGGCAUGCCAAAAGAAGCGUGCUGCGCGACGUCAAUCUGACGAUAGAGCCCGGCGAUCGGGUGGCGUUGGUUGGACCUAACGGCCACGGCAAGACGACCCUUGUGAACGUACUGCUGGGCCGUCUUGCCCCUGCCGCUGGCACAUCUACGCAUCAUUCCAGGCUUCGAUGGGGCCUGUACGCGCAACACACGGUCGCGUCUCUCUCCACCGAGAGCCGCACAGCCUUGCAGUACCUGCUCGACCUUGCAGCUUCUCGUGCCGAGGGUCAAGCAAGAGGUUUGUUGGGAAGGAUGGGUCUGCCGGGUCGAUUUGCAGAUACGAUGCCCGUCAAGGCCUUAUCGGGAGGUCAAAAAGUCAGGUGCGGCCUAUUAGCUACCAUGUGGGAUGCUCCUGACCUUGUGGUCUUGGACGAAGUGACGACUCAUUUGGAUAGCGAUUCUAUCGACGCACUGAUCAAGGCCUUGAAGCGCUACACUGGUGCCAUUCUGCUCGUCUCGCACGACCGCAUGGCCGUCAAGCGGAUAGUGGAAGGUGCACCAUCUCCCAUUUCCUCUACCUCUGCCGACGAAGAUGAAGUUUCCAGCAGCGAAGAUGAAGACGAAGAAGAGCAUGGCGUGAUUGGGCGAGGGUCCACUCAUCGCGGACGAGUCUAUCUCGUCGAGAAUGGCUCUUGCGAUCUUCUCGAAGGCGGUAUGGAUGAGUACGUACGCAGAGUGGAGAGACGAGCUCGAUGA
Molecule: messenger RNA, 2436 nt
Organism: Ceraceosorus guamensis
Lineage: Eukaryota; Fungi; Basidiomycota; Exobasidiomycetes; Ceraceosorales; Ceraceosoraceae
Product: P-loop containing nucleoside triphosphate hydrolase protein
Exons: 11
Coding region: 1-2436 (811 amino acids)
Molecular function (GO): ATP binding; ATP hydrolysis activity
Source: RefSeq, a predicted model, not a curated record